UCACAUAAUUGACCCCAAGGAUAUCAAGGAUUCAAGGUGUCUGGUGUUGUGACCGCAAAAAGAUAUGGACAAGCGAAGGAAAUUAACAUGCGCUGCGCUAGUUGAUGAGCAUCUCUAUGCAAUCCCUAUCCAUCAUCACAGAUCAAACUACCCACGAUGAUAAGCAUCAAACAACUAGCUGAAUCACCUGGCCUCACCUCCGUCCCUCCCACCUACACUUUCACCCCGAAUCCCAAUGAUCAUCCAGUUUCAGAUGAUCAAAAAGACUCAAUCCCCGUCAUUGACUUCGCUCGCCUCACCUCCGGCACUCCCGAUCAACGCUCCAAGCUCGUCCAUGACCUUGGCAAGGCCUGCCAAGACUGGGGCUUCUUCAUGGUGAUCAAUCAUGGUGUGCCCGAGAGCCAGAUGAAGGCGUUGAUCAAGGCUUGCGGUGAGUUCUUCAAUCUGAAGGAGGAGGAGAAGCAGGAAUUUGCAGGGAAGCAUGUUCUGGAUUCCAUCAGGUGCGGCACCAGCUUUAAUGCAUCUGUGGACAAAGUAUUAUUUUGGAGGGAUUUUCUCAAGGUUUUUGUACAUCCCAAGUUUCACUCACCGACUAAACCCUCUGGAUUCAGAGAGAUCUUAUUGGAGUACAGCAAAAGAACCCGAAAACUAGCUCUGGACUUGCUGGAAGGAAUAUCAGUGAGCUUGGGAUUAGAAGACGGCUAUAUGGAAAAGGCCAUGAAUUUGGAAUCGGGUUUACAGAUCCUGGCUGCAAACUUUUAUCCGCCAUGUCCAGAGCCAGAAGUAGCAAUGGGCAUGCCUUCUCAUUCUGAUCACGGCCUUUUGACCCUCCUCAUACAUAAUGGAAUCUCCGGCCUACAGGUGCAACAUAAAGGAAAGUGGAUUAAUGUAAAUUCCAUUCCCAAUGCAUUCGUGGUUAACAUUGGCGACCACUUGGAGAUUGUGAGCAACGGCAGGUACAAGAGUAUCUUACAUCGGGCAACAGUGAAUGAAAAAGCUACCAGAAUAUCGAUAGCUACGGUUUAUGGACCAUCGCUAGACACGGUUGUUAGUCCAGCACCAGAGUUGGUUAACCUUGAAACCAAUCCACCAGCAUUCAAAGGAAUGAAGUACGGGGAGUACUUGGAAAUGCAGCAGAGCAACAAGCUUGAUGGCAAAUCCUGUUUGCAUCAUGUGGCUGUCUAGAUAGAGUAUUUAAUCUGCUCUAUCCUGUUUGAAGGGUCUGAUGUUGCACUUGAUCACAUACCAAUUGCAAUUAUUGUCCGUAGCUUUCAAAUUAAGUAGUCUGGUUUUGGAGAUAUUUUAUAUAAUUAAAAUAUUGCGUGCAAAAAAUUAUAACAUGUAAGUAUCGCGACAGCAACAUUGACGUGAUUGCCCAUGAUAGUAGAUUAGGUUCGUUUGGUUAUUAGAUUGUACUCAGAUGAAUCGAGUGCAGUUCAUAUUUAGAUUGCAGAUAUUUCUAAAUAUCUAAAUUUUUAAUUCUUAAAUUUUUAAAUUCAUUUUAAUUUAAAACUUCUUUAUAUACAUUAGAUUUACAAUUUUUUUCAAGUUAACACUUUUUUACAAGUAGAACUCACGAUCUUUUUUAAUUUUAUAUAAAUAUAUUUAAAUUCAUCUUAAUAUUUAAAUACAUCUAAACUCAUCUUAGAUAAAAUUUACAAAACUUACUCUACUAUUUCUCACUACUAUUCAUAGAAAAUUUAACUUAGUUCAAUAUCUAAAUAUUGCAAUCAAGACUCUGUUUGAAUGUUGAGCUGAGUUGAGUUCUCUUUAAAUAGUAAUGAAUUGAGAUGGUAAAAUGAGUUUUGUGGAAUCUACCUAAGAUAAAUUUAUAUGUUAAGAUGAGUUUAGAUAUAUUUAUAAAAAAUUAAAAGAGAUUGUGAGUUUUAUGUGUAAAGUGUUAUUGAGUUGUAAAAAAUUAUAGAUUUUAAGUGUGAAAAAAUUUUAAAUUGAGAUAAAUUUAAUAAUUUUAUAAUUGAGUUUUUGGAUUUUAGAUUUGAGAGUUGAGAGUUGAGAGUUGAGAGGUUGUGGGGCCCAAGGAUGAAGACAAAGCUAUAUUAUUCACGUGGGCUUUGGCAACUAAACCAGUUGAAGCCCCCGUAGCAUCUCUGGCCUCCGCAUGUUCAACACAGGAUGAUGUUAAGCACCAAACAACUAGCCGAAACGCCUGGCCUCACCUCCAUCCCUCGCACCUACAACUUCACUCGGGAUCCCAACGAAGAACCAAUUUCGGAUGAGUUUGAAGACUCCAUCCCUGUCAUUGACUUCUCUCUCCUCGCCUCCGGUACUCCUCAUCAACGGUCCAAGAUCGUCCAUGACCUCGGCAAAGCCUGCCAAGACUGGGGCUGUUUCAUGGUGAUCAAUCAUGGUGUGCCGGAGAGCCUGAUGAAGGCGAUGGUUGAGGCGUGUGGAGAAUUUUUCAAUCUGGCGGAGGAGGAGAAGCAAGAAUUUGCAGGGAAGCAUGUCUUGGACUCGCUCAGGUGUGGCGCCAGCAUCAAUGGUUCAACCGACCACGUAUUUUUUUGGAGGGAUUAUCUCAAGUUUUUUGCACAUCCCAACUUUCACUCUCCAAGCAAACCCACAGGAUUCAGAGAGAUUGCAUUAGAUUACAGCACAAGAACACGAAAAGUGGCUAUGGAGUUGGUGAAAGGAAUAUCAGCGAGCUUGGGAUUGGAAGAGGGCUAUAUAGAGAAGGCUUUGAAUAUGGAAUUGGGUCUUCAGAUCUUCAUUUCAAACUUCUUUCCGCCUUGUCCACAACCUGAACUCGCAAGGGGAUUGCCUCCUCAUUCCGACCACGCCCUCUUGACCCUUCUUAUAAAUAAUGGCAUCUCUGGCUUUCAGCUGCAGCGUCAAGGGAAAUGGGUCAAUGUUAAUUCGAUUCCUAAUGCAUUCAUGGUUAUCUUUGGCGAUCAAAUGGAGAUUAUGAGCAACGGCAAGUACGAGUGUGCUGUACAUCGGGCAACUGUGAAUGGAAAAGCUACAAGAAUGUCGAUAGCCAUGCUGUUUGGACCAGCACUAGAAACAGUUGUUGGGCCAGCACCAGAGUUGGUUGACAAUGAAACCAAUCCACCAGCAUUCACCGCCAUGAAGUACAGGAAAUACUUGGAACUGCAGCAAACCAACAAGAUAAUUGGGAAAUGCGCUCUGGAUCGUGUCCGAAUCUUGUCUGUCUAGAGUAUAUCUGUAAUGUAUCCUGGCACAUGUACUGAAAACUCUUAUUUUCCCCGAAUGCUGGGAGUUGGAAGUCUGAUGGUUCAUGAAGA
Juglans regia (Persian walnut) is the source of this 3263-nucleotide messenger RNA. RefSeq names its product protein DMR6-LIKE OXYGENASE 2-like. Lineage: Eukaryota; Viridiplantae; Streptophyta; Magnoliopsida; Fagales; Juglandaceae. The transcript has 7 exons. The coding region runs from base 157 to 1185 and encodes 342 amino acids. The record is from RefSeq and is a predicted model, not a curated record.